AUGCACGCGGCGAUCCUCUUCGUGGCGCUGACCGCACUCGGCGGAGGCGGCUGCGUCCCGAGCGAGCGCGCCGCGCUCCUCGACGUGAGGCGCGGCUUCACCGGCGACCCGGACGGCGCGCUCUCCUCGUGGACGGGCCUGGACACCGACUGCUGCCGGUGGCGCGGCGUCGUCUGCGACAACGCCACGGGCCGCGUGGCGGAGCUCCGGCUCUGCAACGCGCUCGCCGACGCCGGCAGCACGGGCCUCAGCGGCAAGAUAAGCCCCGCGGUCCUCCGCCUCCCCCGCGGCGGCGUGGCGUCGCCGUCGCCGCCGCUCCCGCGGUUCAUCGGUGCGCUCUCCACCCUCCGGUACCUCAACCUCUCCAACACGUACGUCACCGGCGAGGUCCCGCCGCAGCUCGGGAACCUGUCAGCGCUGGUUACUCUCGACCUCAGCUACCUCGCCGGCCUCUACUCCGCCGACCUCUCCUGGCUCGCCGGCCUGACCUCGCUGGAGUACCUCGACAUGGGGUCGGUGAACCUCAACGCGUCCGUCGGCUGGGCGCGCGACGUCAACACCCUCCCGUCCCUGGGCGUCCUAUCCCUGCCGUUGUGCGAGCUGACGAUGACGCCGCCGGCGAACCUGACACGGCUCCAGCGUCUCGACCUCUCCUCGAACGCAAUCAACGCCUCGACCGCCGAAGACGCCUGGUUGUGGCACGUGCCGACCCUCACCUACCUCGACCUCUCCGGCAACUCGCUGUCCAGCCCGUUCCCGGACGCCAUCGGCAACAUGACGGGUCUCCAGGUGCUCGACCUCAACGGCAACGCCAUGGCCGGCAUGAUCCCGGCGACGCUACAGCACCUCUGCCUCCUGCAGGUCCUGGACAUGACGGUGAACCAGAUCUCCGGCGACAUGUCGGACUUCAUGGCUCGGCUCCCUCGCUGCGCGCUGGGGCACCUCCGGGUCCUGCAGCUGUCGGCGGCCAACGUAUCCGGGCGUCUGCCGGAGUGGAUCGGUGACAUGUCUCAGCUGACAUAUCUUGAUCUCUCCUUCAACAAUCUAGCAGGAAAGAUACCCCAAGGAAUCGGCAAGCUCUCAAAGCUCACCAGGCUCUUCCUGAACAAGAACAGCCUGAAUGGCAGCUUGUCGGAAGCCCACUUGUGGAUCCAGUGA
Messenger RNA from Setaria italica (foxtail millet), 1158 nucleotides. RefSeq names its product leucine-rich repeat receptor-like protein kinase PXC2. The transcript has 2 exons. The record is from RefSeq and is a predicted model, not a curated record. Bases 1 to 1158 code for a protein of 385 amino acids. Gene Ontology annotation, molecular function: protein binding. NCBI's taxonomy places the organism in Eukaryota, Viridiplantae, Streptophyta, Magnoliopsida, Poales, Poaceae.